Messenger RNA from Triplophysa rosa, 1771 nucleotides. Its product is annotated as tyrosine-protein kinase Tec-like. Gene Ontology annotation, biological process: intracellular signal transduction. The record is from RefSeq and is a predicted model, not a curated record. Lineage: Eukaryota; Metazoa; Chordata; Actinopteri; Cypriniformes; Nemacheilidae. The coding region runs from base 251 to 712 and encodes 153 amino acids. The transcript has 5 exons.
UUUUCAUUUAGUGUUGUGAAUGAUGCUGGACGAUUGAUUAUUCGGCUAUUUUGAUUGACAGCAGGCAUGACGUCAUCACACACGUUACCUCAACUCGCAUUCAGACACCGUGCAUGUCUCUCUCGGGCGCGCGCUCUCGCAUGCACACAAGACUUGACUUCCUUCAUUCGUGUUUCCUUAUCAUUGAUCACAAACACAAGCGCAGAAGUUUCUGACCCAUGGCCAUGUUGAGUGCUCAAGUGUGUCGGAGAUGAGUUUGACACCCAUUCUUGAGGAAACGUUGAUCAAACGUUCUCAGCAGAAGAAACGGACGUCUCCACUCAACUAUAAAGAAAGGGUGUUUGUGUUAACCCAGAGCAAACUCACAUAUUAUGAGCUCAGAGCGGAGAAGAGGGUUAGGAAGGGUUCAGUGGAGCUGAACAGAAUCAAAUGUGUUGAGAUUGUUAGAACCAACUCGACCAUCAUUCCCUGUCAGAACAAAUAUCCAUUUCAGGUUGUUCAUGAUUCAACUAUGUUAUAUAUAUUUGCUCCCAGUAAUGAGAGCAGAAGUGUUUGGGUGCAGAACAUCAAGGAAGAGAUUAGGAAUAACGCCGAGAUAGCAGCGAAGUUCCACCCUCAGUUCUGGCAGGAGGGCGAGUGGAUGUGUUGCGGGCAGCUGGAUAAAAUGGCUCCGGGCUGUGAGGGCUACAACUUGUUCGGAGACGGUAAAUAAACACACACGCUACAUGAUGUACAUCUGCAUUCAUUUUGACUGAACAUCACAUCUCCAUGACACCAGCAAACCCCUUGACUCCUGUUUUCAUCGAACACAAACGAUGACCUCACGGCCAUUGAUAGUUUUAUAGAUGUACGUCUUGUCAUGAUCUCCGUGAUGAAAGCAUUUACGUACAUGCCUGUGUAUUGUGAGGAAGAUGUGCGCACAGACACACAAACACACAUAAGAUGUGAACAUCAGAGGUGCUCCGAUCCACCAUUUUUGAUUCUGAUUCCUGAGAUUCAGUAUUGGCCGUUACCGACUACCGAUCCGAUACCAAGGCUGAAUUACUUAACAAACUGUAUGCACUGUGCAAGGCAUCAGGCUCAACUUAAACAAUCAUUUCCUAACCCUGGUAAACAAAAUAACAAAACAAAUUAUUCACAAGUUUAGUGCAUUGUUUAUUAAACCAGCAUCAGUGCAACAAUUGCAAAAUAUAACAAGUUCACUAGCUUAAACUUGACAUUCAAAAUGAAAGUGCAAAUAGGAAUUAAACAUCCAAAACAAAUGCAGCUAAAUAAAACAACAGCUUCACAAGCUUUGUAAACGUGUCCAAAUAAAUGAGGGAUGUGCCCUAGGACUAAGUCUUUUUAACCAAAGUUUUGUAACCAUGUAGUCUAAAACUAAGAAUGGCCCAGAAGGCGGUACAAAAACUUUGUGUAGGGCAUAUGUAAUACAUUUUAAAGACUAAAGAAUGUAUUAGUCAAACUGUCAAAUCCAAUAUUUAAUGUAGCUAAAACAGGCAAAGGCCUAUGUGUUCCACUUUCCUUACGUUAUGAUCAGUAAUAUUUCUGCAUUUGCUGAUGUGCUAACCCUGACUGGAGCGUUUAGCGGCUGACGUCAUGAGCAUGUGUUUGAUUGGCUGGUCUCUGCCUGGGCUCUACCUUUUAAAAUCCAUUUUAUUUUCUCCUUACUCUGACUUUUUUUCUUUAAUUCUGUUUUUUAGGACUCUAAAAGUUCAAUUAAAUUUUAGUAAUCAAAUUAAAUUAAAUAAAAUUUUUGUAAAAGUGUGUCUAU